AAAAAAAAAAAAAUAGAAGCAAGAGAGGGAAAGAAAGAGGAAACAGAGAGAGAGAGAGACAGACAGAGAGAGCGCGAGCUCUUACGAUGCCGAGAAGACGAGCACAAGAGAUCUCAUCGUAAGAGCUGCAAGGAGGGAGGAGGUAAAGAGAGAUGCACCCGUACAAUCGGCUGUCGAGUAGCGGCCACAACACACCUUCACCACCGCAGUCGCCGCUCCGGUCCCCGAGGUAUCGGAAGGGGAAGGGCGGGAGGCCAGGACUUCAGCCUCGGACACUCGCGCAGCGACUCGCGUGGACCUUACUGUCUGUCUUCCUCCGUCGCCAGGGCGUUUUCCUCUUCGCGCCUCUCAUUUAUAUCGCCGGGAUGCUGCUGUACAUGGGCACCGUCUCAUUCGACGUCGUUCCGCAUAUCAAGCCUCGCCCUGCCCCGGGUUCUGUCUACAGAAGCCCCCAACUCUAUGAAAAGCUCCGGCCUGAGAUGGACUCUGAUAAUUCUUCCGCCGAUGGGUUGGUGACUGUGUGGAGGCACCCUUACAGAGGUGGUGAGUGGAGACCAUGUAUAAACAAAACAUUAGGAGAUUUACCUGAAUCAAAUGGCUACAUUUAUGUUGAAGCAAAUGGUGGCUUGAACCAGCAGAGGACAUCGAUCUGCAAUGCAGUUGCUGUUGCUGGUUACCUAAAUGCAACGCUUGUGAUCCCAAAUUUCCAUUACCAUAGCAUUUGGAGGGAUCCUAGCAAAUUCAAGGACAUCUACGAUGAGGAACAUUUUAUUAGUACCUUGAAAAAUGAUGUACAGGUGGUCAGUAAAAUCCCUGACUUCUUAAUGGAGCGAUUUGACCGCAACAUGAGUAAUGUUUAUAAUUUCAGAAUAAAGGCUUGGUCUCCAAUUCGGUACUACAAAGAUGCAGUUCUCCCAAAGUUACUUGAAGAACAGGUCAUAAGAAUUUCUCCUUUUGCAAAUCGUUUGUCAUUUGAUGCUCCACCAACUGUCCAACGCCUUAGAUGCUUGGCAAACUAUGAAGCUCUAAGAUUCUCAAAUGCUAUAGCAACUUUUGCUGAAACUUUGGUUGCAAGAAUGAAAGAACGCAGUGCAAAGAAUAAUGGGAAAUAUAUUGCAGUACAUCUACGAUUUGAAGAGGAUAUGGUUGCCUUCUCUUGCUGUGUAUUUGAUGGUGGAAAGGAAGAGAUGCAGGAAAUGAAUGCUGCAAGAGAAAGAGGUUGGAGAGGAAAGUUCACCAAACCUGGUCGUGUUAUAAGGCCUGGAGCAAUCAGGAUUAAUGGGAAAUGCCCCCUUACACCCUUAGAAGUUGGUUUGAUGCUUAGGGGCAUGGGUUUUGAUAAUAGCACAUCCAUUUAUUUGGCAUCAGGAAAGAUCUACAAGGCUGAGAAAACCAUGGCUCCUCUUCUUGAAAUGUUUCCCCUUUUACAAACAAAAGACACGCUAGCAUCUAUGGAGGAACUUGCUCCAUUUAAGAACUUCUCUUCCAGGAUGGCUGCUAUAGAUUACACUGUUUGUCUUCAUAGUGAAGUAUUCGUGACAACUCAAGGUGGAAAUUUUCCUCACUUUCUAAUGGGCCACAGAAGAUACUUGUAUGGUGGGCACUCCAAGACAAUCAGGCCUGACAAGCGAAAGUUAGCAUUACUGUUUGAUAAUCCAAAUAUUGGAUGGAAAACCUUCAAGCGCCAUGUGCUGAACAUGCGAUCUCAUAGUGAUGCCAAAGGUAUUGAGCUCAAAAGACCGAAUGACUCUAUAUACACCUUUCCAUGCCCAGAUUGUAUGUGCCGAGUGAACAAGUUGGAAGAACUGAGAUUCUCAUCAGUCCCUUGAGUUUCUUGAAAAAGGUCACGGAUUCUUUUGUUCCAGUACUGUGGCGUGCAGAUCUUGUCAUUGACAUUUAUUCUUUACAUUGGUGUAAUUCUUUUAUUCUUCCCUUCGGCAAGAGGCAGCGCUAUCAAGUUUUCAAGAUUGGGAUAUUGCAGAGCACAUUGCUCUCAUAUAUUCAUUCUUUUUUCCGGGAUGGAGCUUAAAGUUUGGGUUUACUGGAAGAGAGGAUAAAGCAGAAAAGAAUGAAGUCUUUCAGUGCAGUUUUCCCGGCACUAACUGAACAAUGAACUCAUAUUUCUUCUGCAGCUACUGUAUCUAACAAUGCUGCUACACUACUUGCAUUUGUAUGCAUCAAAUUUUGCCUUCGUGUGUAUAUUACUUGAUUUAAGCCACACAUCUGUGAUUAUGAUACUAGAAAUGGUUGAACUUUGUGUACAUCGUCAUGUAUCUGAGUCAGGGGAUUGAUUUGUUUGUUUGGGCCAUCAUUCUUAGUUGACAUUUCAUUUCUCUUGUAUUUAUCAUUUAUUUUUCA
Messenger RNA from Nelumbo nucifera (sacred lotus), 2358 nucleotides. Its product is annotated as protein ESMERALDA 1-like. The record is from RefSeq and is a predicted model, not a curated record. Lineage: Eukaryota; Viridiplantae; Streptophyta; Magnoliopsida; Proteales; Nelumbonaceae.